CACCUUUCCUUUCCCUACACAAGGCCAUGGAUGACAUUCGCAUUAACUUCCUCUGGUGGAAUAAACUCAACAGCUCUCAUCUGUAACUUUAAAACUACUGGUUCUUGUAUAAAAAUGCAACUCCUGGAACCCUUUAUUUUUUUGUCCACAACCCUCAUGGCUGUUCAUAAGACAACUCUCUGCCUCAUCCUACUAGCUGCUUGCCUGGCAGCAGCUACCGGCGGCAAGCUUUCACCAGAGUACUACUCGAGCACCUGCCCUGGGGCACCGGCCAUAGUCCAAGCUGGUGUCGUGGCAGCUUUGAAGAACGAAACCCGGAUGGGAGCAUCUCUCCUUCGUCUGCAUUUCCAUGACUGCUUUGUCAACGGUUGUGAUGCAUCGAUUCUGCUGGACGAUAACGCCACGUUCGUUGGUGAGAAAACUGCAUCUCCUAAUAACAAGUCUAUAAGAGGGUAUGAAGUGAUUGACAAGAUCAAGGGCCAAGUCGAGAAAGAGUGCCCUGGGGUUGUGUCAUGCGCUGAUAUACUUGCCUUGGCAGCCAGAGACUCUGUUGUCUACCUGGGAGGACCGUCAUGGGAAGUUAGCUUGGGAAGAAGGGAUUCCCUCAAUGCAAGCAAAGAAGCUGCCGAAGUAUCCCUUCCUGAACCAACCUUCAAUCUAAGUGAUCUAGCCGUUAACUUUUGGGCACAGGGUGUUUCUUUCAGGGACAUGGUUGCUCUUUCAGGUAAUCAAUCCUGUAUUCAAAUCAAUGAUGGGACUGAUUCUAUGUAUUAGAUUGUACCUUUGAUUUGUGCAGCAAACCUGCUCACUCACUGUCCUGUAGGUGCACACACAAUAGGAAUGGCGAGAUGCACAACGUUUCGAGACCACAUCUACAACGACUCCGACAUCGAACCUUCCUUCGCAAGGUCGCUGCAGCAGUUUUGUCCUCCCAGGGGACACGACGAUGUGCUUGCUCCUCUCGAUCUCCGAACUCCGGCCCAAUUUGACAAUUCCUACUACGUCAACUUGGUGAACUACAAGGGCCUCCUUCACUCGGAUCAGGAGCUCUUCCAUGGCGAUUCAGCGGAUCGUUCACUAGCGAGAACCUUGUACGAAAGCGAUCGACCUUCAGGAGGGUUCUUGAAUGGUGAUGAUGACUUGGAAGAAAUGGGUGGUGGCACAAUCAAGCCCUUCAUGGAUAACCCUGCAGCAGCCAUUGUAAGAAACUACGCGGACGAGCCUGCGGUGUUCUUGGAUGAUUUCGCUAAGGGUAUGAUCAAAAUGGGCGAGAUCAAGCCCCUCACUGGAAGCGCAGGAGAGAUCAGGAAAUUUUGUGGUAAAGUCAAUUGAGGAAAACAUGGUUUGUGCUCUUUUUUAGUGGUGAAGAACGCAAAAGAAUAAGAGGUCCCUUGAAAAUAAUCAUCAGAUAUGGUAGCUGGGUUGCCGAUAAUAAUGAUAAACUUUCAUGAACUAUGCUAUCAGCGAUGUGAUAGGUGUCACUUAUGGCGUACAAUUUAUAACAUGUUUGGAAUC
This is a messenger RNA of Linum tenue, 1515 nucleotides long. The record is from the annotation of a GenBank genome assembly. NCBI's taxonomy places the organism in Eukaryota, Viridiplantae, Streptophyta, Magnoliopsida, Malpighiales, Linaceae.